CCAACUCACACACACACACCUGGGUGGAGUGGAAGAGCAACGGAGGCGCGCCUCCCGUGGUGGCUUUUGACCAGGCGGGACUACUGGGAAAAGAAAGAAAGAAAGAAAGAAAGAAAGAAAGAAAGAAAGAAAGAAAGAAAGAAAGCGAGACCCAUCUCCCAUCCCCGAGGAGGGACCAAGGGCGCGGAGGCGCCUCCCUGGACGCCCUUGGGAGGAAAGCGCCCCCCCUCCAGUCUUGCGUCUCCUUCUCUUUCCUCUCCGUGGCUCAAGCCAUGCUGGCUUCGGCUUCUUACGACGUCCGCCGCGCAGCCUCGCCCGAGGGCGCGACCGGACCCGCGAGCGCCGACGGCCCGUCGUUCCGCAACAAGCCGGACAACACCGCCUUCACCCAGCAGCGCCUGCCGGCCUGGCAGCCGCUGCUCUCGGCGGGCACGGUGCUGCCCCUCUUCUUCUUCCUUGGGGUGGCCUUCCUGGCCGUGGGCCUGGGCCUCCACUUUUCCUCCGAGGGGAUCCAGGAGCUGGAGCUGGAUUACACCGGCGUGGCCGGCGACAGCUCCGACUGCGGCCGCUGUGCCAACCUGAGCGCCAGCCCUGGGCACAAGAAAUGCACCUGCGCGGUGUCCUUUACGCUCUCGGUGGAUUUCCCGGCGCCCGUCUGCCUCUACUACCAGCUCUCCAACUACUACCAGAACAACCGGCGGUACAGCAUCUCCCGGGACGACGCGCAGCUCAGCGGCAGCACCUGGGCCCUCCGGAACCCCAUCCAGGACUGCCAGCCUUACCGGUGGAACGGCAGCGGCUUCCCCAUCGCGCCCUGCGGCUCCAUCGCCAACAGCCUCUUCAACGACACCUUCGCCCUCUACCGCAUGUCGGGCAAAGACGUGGUGGCCAACAUCUCCUUGGACCGGAGGGGCAUCUCCUGGUGGACCGACAACAACGUCAAAUUCCGGAACCCAGAGCCGGUCAACGGGAGCCUGGCGUUGGCCUUCGGAGGCACCGCCAAGCCCCCCUUCUGGCCCGAGCCGGUCUACAACUUGAGCGCCAACGAUCCGAACAACACCGGCUUUGUCAACGAGGGCUUCAUCGUUUGGAUGCGCAUCGCGGCCCUGCCCAGUUUCCGCAAACUGUACGCCUGCAUUCACCGGGGGAACUCCUCCGUGGCCCUGCCACGGGGCCACUACUCUCUCAACAUCACCUACAAUUACCCUGUCCUGGCUUUCAGGGGCACCAAGAAGGUCAUCUUCAGCACCCUCUCCUGGAUGGGCGGCAAGAACUCUUUCUUGGGCAUCGCCUACCUGGUCGUCGGUUCCGUCUGCAUUGUCACGGGCGUCGUCAUGCUGGUUGUGCAUCUCAAAUAUCGACACCUGAACGAGGAAGACUAAUGGACCGAGGGUUGAAAGCCGACCGUUUUUCAGGGAGGUGCCCGGGCGAAAAACACCUGAUUCUUUCCCCCUGCCAAGAGAAGUGAUUAACCUUAGUCCCGUCGCUUAACAAAGAUGAAUUCUCCUUGGUACAGCUUUUGGGGGCUUGUACAGAUGGCUUUAGUUUUAAAUCACAGCAUGGGCAGUUGUGCGGUGACACCUCUUGUAGUCAUGAUGUGGAAGAUCAAGGAUGGCCAGCACUACUGGUCCACCUUUCUGUGGGUUUUGGAGAGAAAGGUGCCCUAAAGGAACCGGUUGUGAAUGAAGGAUGUGCUUAAUUGUUACCUGGCUAACAUCUAAUACAUGGGAGAGAGAUCUAUCUAUCUAGAAAUGCUUCCAUGGGCAAUAUUUUAGACCUAGAAAAUGUGAAUAGAUAUCUUGUUUUUAGAGAAUCCCUACCAAGCUUACCCACCUUGUGGACUGACUCAAUUACUUCGGCACGAUAAAACCAGCAGUUUUGUGUAGUGAUUUAUUUCAUGGUCCUUCCCUAUGGAUCUACUGUCAGGUUAAUGAUUUUAUGACCUUGUUUUCUUCUGAAACAUGAUUAUUCUUUUUUAAAAAGUUGUCCUUCAUGCAAUAGUCUGCAAAACAUCCCGUGGUGAUUACGGCAUGUUUCGCAAUGGGUUGGGGCCAGUGUUACUUCUUUAAUAUUUCAUGUCUGAUGUUUUGUUGGCCCCCACAAAGGUUUAGGCCUUGGGUUAUAGGAUGUCAGCUACCUUAUUCUUCCACCCGUUGCGUCACUUCGUCUUUUGUGACUGAACUGCGUGUCUCAUAAUAAUUGGCACAGGUGCCACAUAACCCCGGAGUGCUGGAUUUCUUUGUGACAUUCCAUCAAGUUUAAAGGCAAGUUUUU
Molecule: messenger RNA, 2274 nt
Organism: Pogona vitticeps (central bearded dragon)
Lineage: Eukaryota; Metazoa; Chordata; Lepidosauria; Squamata; Agamidae
Source: RefSeq, a predicted model, not a curated record